AGAUCUUAAGUGUUUCCAGUGGAAUCUUCAGUUUAGAUAAAAGAGGAAGAACACGUUUAAUCUAUGUAUCAGUAGUCAUAGUGUUACAGCGUCGUCAGUGUUGAAAAAUCGAAACUAAGUCUUUCAAGUGGAAUUGUAUGAGUAGAAGUGUGCACCUAUCAGCAAAAGAAACAAUAAAAUGCCGUGGAAAAGAGCAGAGUUUACAACACGCUUCCGUAGAAAUUAGGUUACGGCGUUAUGCCACCCAGAAAAAAAGCUCUUCCUCGCCCACUGCCUGAAGGAUGGAUUGUAACAGAUGCAGAAAAGAGGCAAUGGACACUAGGAAAAAUGAUUGGACAAGGUGGAUUUGGCCUGAUAUAUCUAGCAUCUCGAGGUACUGGGAAACAUGAUGAAGAUGAGGCAGAAUUUGUAAUUAAAGUAGAAUAUAAAGAAAAUGGACCACUGUUCUCUGAACUUAAAUUUUACCAAAGGGCUGCAAAGCCAGCUGAUAUUCAGAAAUGGAUGCAAGAGAAAAGAUUACGUUUUUUGGGAAUUCCAAAGUAUUGUGGACAUGGAAUAGCUGAGUUUGAUAAAUUAAGUUACAGGUUCAUGGUGAUAGAAAGACUUGGCAAAGACUUGCAACAUAUCUUUGAAAAACAGGGGAAGAUGUUUAAAGAUCAUAUUGUCCUAAAUUUAGGGUUAAAGAUGUUACAUGUUUUGGAAUACAUACAUGAAAAUGAAUACAUUCAUGGCGAUAUAAAAGCUGCAAAUAUACUUCUUGGAUUCAAAGAUUCUAAUAAGGUGUACUUGGCAGAUUAUGGUCUGUCAUACAGAUAUUCUCCAAACCAAAUCCAUAAAAAGUAUGAGGAACGUCCUAAGAAGGGUCACAAUGGGACAAUUGAGUACACAAGUAUAGAUGCUCACAAAGGUGUAGCUCCAUCCAGACGGAGUGACCUUGAAAUACUUGGCUACUGCAUGCUGCACUGGAUGUGUGGAAAACUUCCCUGGGAGCAGUAUCUGAAUAAACCAGAACUUGUCUUGGAAGCUAAAACAAAACUGAUGGAAAAGCUUCCUGAGUCCGUAACACAGAUUUCUCCAUGUGGUGCCAAAUGUGGGGAAAUAGCCAAGUUUUUAUCCCUUGUUAAAAAACUGGGAUAUGAUGAAAGGCCAAACUACCAUAUGCUACAAAAAAUACUCCUCGAUGGUCUAAAAGAAAUUCAAAAAGACUUCAAUGAUUUUUUGGAUUUUUCUCCAGUUUCUGAAGUUGAAGCACAUGGCUACUGCUUAUACAACCAUGCAGCAACCAUUAAACCAGUAAGACAUGACAUAAGGACAACACAACCUGUGGAAAAGUGUUUGAAUGAAAGUAAAACGUCAUUGACAAGAUCAAGAAUGGUACAAGAUAAAGUUAAAGAAGAUAUGGAUGCUAAAUGGGAAGAGGCCAAGGAAAAUGAAAACUCUCUAGAGAAAGAUAAAAAGUACAAGAAGAAAAAUAAAAUGGAGGAAAAUCACUUUAACAAGAUAACACAGAAUUUAACAAAGGCAUAUUUUUUGCAAGAUGCAUCUGGGAAAUUACCCAACAGAAAGAGACAAGACGAAAUAAAUCCAAGAAAAACGCAGCUACAGAUAAAAAAGAAAUAUGCAGAAGAUGAAUGUAAUAAACUUACAGGAAGUGACGGCCAGUACGAGGAUGAGUAUUUAAUACAACAAGAAGCAAACGAUGAUCAAAUAGAAUUUUCUUGGAGAAAAUGGUGCCUUCUACUCGUUUUUCUAAUCAUAUCAAUUGUAAUAGUUACACUUUAUUGACUUAUAAAAAAAAUAGACAUUAAUAUUACAAUGCUCCUCUGUGCAUCUUCAGCUGGAAAGUGGCAAAAAUGCCUGAUCAUAGCUUCUUGGAAUUCAUUUUCACUGUAAUGGGCUUAAAACAAAGAAAGUGUUAGUUUUAAUUAUGAAUGCUUGUUUUUAUUUUUAAACAUAGUAUAAAUUGAGAAUAUUUGUACAGUACUGAAUCUAAAAUAUUUAUAUAAGAUACACUUGUUUUUCUUGAUGUUGAUCCAUGAACAUAAUGUUUAAUGACAUUACUCAUCUGCAGCUCCAAUAAACACGUCCCAUUGUUAUCCUGCCAUAUUUAGUCAGUGUGGCUCCUUGCCAUGCUCUGGACUGGUGCUUCUGUAUAAUCCAGUUUGGAACUGGCUUUGAUGUUCUAUUAAAGGUCUAUGGGACCGUGUGGAGAGAGUAUACUCAGAUGGAUGGGUCCUGCACCAGACCAGCAGCUACAUAAGGACUGAAUUCUGUUACAGUUGAGUCCAUAAGCAUUUGGGCAGAGACACAAUUUUCAUAAUUUUGCCACUGUAUGUGACCACAAUGGAUCUGAAAUAAAGCAAUGAUUUAAGUGUAGACUUUGGGCUUUAAUUUAAGGGGUUUACCAAAAAUAUUGUACAAGGAAUGACAGCAAUUUUUCUGCAUAUCCCCCCAUUUCCAGGAACUCAAAAGUAUUUGGACAUUGGACUGACAAGCCGUGGUCCCUCAUUAUUUCAUUAACUAUUAAGGCGGUAAAAGGUCUGGAAUUGAUUCCAAGUGUGGAAUUUGCAUUUAGAAGCUGUCACUGUUAACUCAAUAUGAGGUCCAAAGAGCAGACCAUACAAGUAAAAACAGUCCAGCAGUAGGCUGAGAAAACAAAACAAACCCUUUAUUUAGAAAGAUAGCAGAAACACAAGGAGUGGUUAAAUCAACCAUCUGGUACAUUCUUAAACAGAAGGAACACGCUGGUGAACUCAGCAACAUCAAAAGGUAUGGACAACCAGGACAACCACAGAAGACCACUGUUCUGGAUCAUUGCAGAAUUUUGUCCUUGGUGAAGAACCCCUUCAGAACAUUUAACCAAACCAAGAACACUCUCCAGGAGGUAGACCUAUCAUUGCAAAGUCUACAUGAAAGUAAAGACAGAGGGUUUGCCACAUGGGGCAACUACUGGUAAGCCUCAUGCGUAGGAAACACAGAUUAGACUUUGCCAGAAAACAUUUUUUAAAAGCCUAUCCAGUUCUGGAAUAACUGUCCUUGGAUGAAGGAAACUAAGAUCAAUAUGUACUAGAAUGUUGGAAAGAAAAGAAACAGCACAUGAUCCAAUGCAUGCCUCCAUCAUAGUUCACAGAUGAUAUAGUAGUGUUACGGUAUGAUCAAGCAUGUCUGUGAAUGGCAGUCAGUCACUGGUGUUUAUUGAUGAUAUGACUGUUCACAGAAGUAGCAGGAUGAAUUCUGAAGUGUAUAGGGCUGUACUAUCUACUCAGAUUCUGCCAAAUGCUGCACAAAUGACAGGAUGACACAUCACGGUACAGAUGGACAAUGAGCCAAAACAUACUGUGACAACAAAUGAUUUACAAAACAAAGAACUGGAAUAUUCUUCAAUGGCCAAGUCAAUCAAUUGACCCCAACCCAAAUGGACAGGCAUUUCACUCACAGAAGACAAAAUUGAUGGCAGAAUGUUCAACGAACAAGCAGCAACUGAUGGCAGCUGUAGUAAAGGACUGGCAAAGCAUCACGAGGAUAGAAACCCAGCAUUUGAAGGUGGCCAUGGGUUCCAGACGUCAGGCAGUCAUUGACUGUGAAGGAGUUUCAACCAAAUUUGGAAAAUUAUAUUUAUGAUAUUAGAUUCUCCAAAUACUUUUGAGCCCUGCAAAACAGGAGUGCCAUGUAUAAAAAUGUCUUUUCUAAACAGCUCAUAUAAUAUUUUUGUUAACCCCCUUGAAUUAAAGCUGAAAGUCUACACUUCAAUCACAUCUUGAUAUAUUUGUUUCAAAUCUACUGUGCUGGUGUACAGAGCCAAAAUUAUGAAAAUUCUGUCACUGUCGAAAUAUUUAUGGACCUGACUGUAGUGUGCUAAUUUUCAAUUGGAAAACCAUCAAACAUAUUAGACAUAUUUAAUUUACAUGGUGGCCCACAUUUUGCAUUUUACUAAGAAAAAACUUGAAUUUGUUUCAAAUUCUGAGGCAGCAAAAUAAAGUGUUGGUGUCUUAAUACAUUAAAAAAAAUGGAAAAAAAAUGUAAUCAUUGUCCCGUGAGUCUGUGCGAGGUACUUUCUAGAAAUGGCUCAUCUCACUGAAACAAAUGUCAGUUUUAAAUGCUAUUAUUUUGGCAUGCAAAUUAAAAACAAAAGGUAAAAAGUAUGUUUAUUCACUGUAUUUGUGCUUAAAUACACAACUCACUUUGAAUUUUAUUAUACUAUAUUACCCUAGUAUAUACUUUUGAGUUGUAAAUUACUUUGAACAAUAAAGCUCUUUUUGCUCUGAAUAGGCUUGAAAAA
Molecule: messenger RNA, 4279 nt
Organism: Erpetoichthys calabaricus (reedfish)
Lineage: Eukaryota; Metazoa; Chordata; Cladistia; Polypteriformes; Polypteridae
Product: serine/threonine-protein kinase VRK2
Exons: 14
Coding region: 238-1785 (515 amino acids)
Biological process (GO): peptidyl-serine phosphorylation; signal transduction
Cellular component (GO): nucleus; cytoplasm
Molecular function (GO): ATP binding; protein serine/threonine kinase activity
Source: RefSeq, a predicted model, not a curated record